Symbiodinium natans is the source of this 447-nucleotide messenger RNA. Lineage: Eukaryota; Dinophyceae; Suessiales; Symbiodiniaceae. The record is from the annotation of a GenBank genome assembly.
AUGAUACAAUCAUGGGGUGGCCCAGUGACCCCUGGUCUGGCUUUAAUAUUUGCGGAGGGGGUGACCCCGUUGCACCUCGCCACGUUCGAUGGCGCGUUGGACACCAUGAAAACCCUGAUUCAAGCGAGGGCCAACUUCGAGGCCCAAGACUGCCAUGGACAAACACCUUUCUUCUUUGUCCCGAACAGGCGGACGUGUGUGAUUCUUGCUGACGCAGCAGCUGAUCCGAAUGUUCUCAACCACAAAGGCCAAACGCCGCUGCAUUUGGCGGCUCAUGCGGGCUUGAAUGAUGCAGCUUCUUUUCUGCACAUGCAGUGCUUCCUCGCAGUGUCGUGGUGUCAGGACAAACAUGGUCGAACUGCAGUGUAUUGUGCGGCUCACUCAAAUCUCAAGCCUACCAUUUUGCUGCUCUUGCCUCAGCUUCUUGUAGCAUUUGGGCAGGACUGA